GACCGAGCGCCGCGUGAGGUUUCUGUUGUUUGCUUUUACCGAGACUGAAUCAACGGCGGCCAUGUUGUCAGCAAGUCCGCGAUGCGGCCGACAGCUGGUGGUAGCACUGAGCAGAGGCCGCGCCACAGCGGCGGCGGCGGCAAUGGCGGAGAAGGGAACUACGGCGGAGCAGACGCAGGAGUGGCUGAGGGCGAAGCCCUUUGAGGAAAUGCCAGGGCCCAAACCACUGCCUAUCAUAGGAAACACGUGGAGAUUCCUGUUGCCAUCAGGAGACUACAAGACGACCGACAUGGCCGAGAUGAUGUUCCAGAUGCGCCAACAGUACGGAGACAUCGCCAAGCUGGUGGGCCUCCCGGGGAAGCCGCCGAUGGUCUUCUGCUUCAGUGCCAACGACGUGGAGAAGGUGUACCGCAAUGAGGGCCCGAGGCCGGUGCGUGACACGAUUCAGUCCAUCAAAUACUACCGGGGCGUCGCCAGGAAGGACUGGUUUGGCGACAUCCAGGGCGUGGCCACCACUCAGGGGGAGCAGUGGUACGAGUUCAGGAGGAGAGUCAACCAGCCCAUGAUGCAGCCGCGUUCCAGCAAGCUGUACGUUCCCUCCAUCGACCAGGUCACUCUCGACUUCACCGACAGAAUGCUGACCAUCAGAGACGAGAAUAUGAAGAUGCCUGGAGACUUCACGAAUGAACUGAACAAGUGGGCGCUAGAAUCAAUUUCUGUGGUGGCUCUGGACACACGCCUUGGCUGUCUGGAUGGAAACCUCCCCCCAGACUCAGAACCCCAGCAAAUGAUCGAGGCGAUGCAUACCCUGUUCGACUGCAUGCUCAAACUGGACGUGAGGCCCUCGCCCUGGAAGUACAUCAGCACGCCGGCCUGGAGGCGCCUAGUCAAGUCGCAGGACUACUUCUACCACGUGGCAAUGAAACACAUCAACGAGGCGAUGGACCGAAUGAAGAAGCGAGGAGCAGAACAAGUGUCAGCUGGAGAACUCAGCGUGCUGGAGAGGUUGCUACUCUCCAACGACGACCCGCGCAUCGCCAUCGUGAUGGCCCUGGACAUGAUGGGAGCCGGCAUCGACACGACGGCCAACUCCGCUGCCACGGCGAUGUACUUCCUGAGCAAAAACCAGAGGGUCCAGGAGAAACUCUACCAGGAGGCGAGGGCGCAGCUCCCGGACUCACCCUCUCAGCCACUCACUGCCGACAAGUUGGAGGCCUGCAAGUACCUCAAAGCCUGCGUCAAGGAGGCCAUGAGACUGCAUCCUGUGGCAAUAGGGGGCAGCCGACAGGUCACAGUGGACAACCUGGUGCUCAGCAACUACCGUAUACCUCGAGGGGUCAACAUCAUGCUGGCCAACAUGGUGCUCACCAACUCGGACGAGCACUUCUCGCGGCCCUCCGAGUUCAUUCCCGAGCGGUGGCUCAAGGACGACGACUCUGCCCAGACGGCGCACCCAUUCGCCUUCAUGCCGUUCGGCUUUGGCCCCAGGAUGUGCAUCGGUCGCAGGUUCGCCGAGCUCGAGAUCUACACCUUAUUGGCCAGGGUCGUGCGCCGCUUCAAGCUGGAAUUUGAUGGCGAGAUGCGCUGGAGAACGACGGUGCUGCAUGUGCCAGUGACACCGCUCACCCUUAAGGUCACCGAAAGGGAGCAGUAGUUGUGACGCCACACCCACACCCAGCUGUUGCUGUGCAGCUGAACCACACACCUGUACUGACUGCCAUUAACGCUGUGCAACAGUAUUCACUGUAUUCGUUUCUCAGUGUUUAUAUGCGAUUUCUCAUAGCUUUAUGUCAGCCCCAAAUUCGGGAAAUGAAACUGAUCUUACUUUUAUUUUAAUGAAUAUAACCAUAUUUACACCUUAUAUUUUGACAAAUAUGAGGUUGUAUACUUUUAUAUUUCUUAUUUGUGAAAAGAAAGAAGAGCAACAAUUAGUGGUAUUAACAGAAGUGAUGUUGACUGUUAUACUAUGUCACAAUAUGUUAUUGUGAAUGUUGAUUACUGUAUGAUAAUCAAAAUAUAUCUUUUGGUUACAUAUGAAAUAACUAUAAUGUCCAGUGUUUUACAAAUUCAAAAUAUUUGAAGAAUGCCAUUAUGUAUAAGUAAAAAGCUGCUUCUGAGACAUAUUUUUAAUGUUAAGAGUAGAAAAUCAUCUUCAGCCGAUCUUUGUAUAUGCACAAAACCUACAAGGCAACGUUAUCUGGAAUAUUGUGCAAAUAAAUUCUCAUGUUUCAGAAAAUAAUUUCAACUGAUAUCAUUAUAGUAAACGUUUGCAGAAGAGGAAACUUUUGGGUCAAACACAUAAAAAAACUUUUGUGAACAUGGAAGAUAAUCAUAUCUGUUAUAUGCUUGAGUCACAGAAUCAUCAAUUGCAGACAACAUGACAUAACAAAUCUGUCAAAUAUGUUCUUACAAUUGCCAAAGUCGCAGUGAAACUGACAGAUGGAUUGGUUGAUGUCUGCUUACAUAAGCAGUUUAGUGAAUAUCUAUAAUGUAAAAGUUCAUUCAAGCAGUUACAUGUUAUGGUUGUGUACAGGGUUCUGAUCACAUAACUACAUUUGUAAAGCUCAACUGAAGAUGACUUUGCGAUCGAAAUUAGUCCCAACAAUAAAGAAUACUAGU
This is a messenger RNA of Schistocerca piceifrons (Central American locust), 2619 nucleotides long. Its product is annotated as probable cytochrome P450 301a1, mitochondrial. The transcript is spliced from 12 exons. Bases 62 to 1654 code for a protein of 530 amino acids. The record is from RefSeq and is a predicted model, not a curated record. Lineage: Eukaryota; Metazoa; Arthropoda; Insecta; Orthoptera; Acrididae. Gene Ontology annotation, molecular function: monooxygenase activity; oxidoreductase activity, acting on paired donors, with incorporation or reduction of molecular oxygen; iron ion binding.